AUGGGGCUGUGCUCCCUGGGUGUUCCAGGCCUAUGUGGAGCAGAUUGGAAGGCCUUUCUUCUGCUGCACUUCCGGGUGGUCCCAGGUGGCACAACUGUGCUGGUGGAGCUCACCCCCGACAUCCACAUCUGUGGCAUCUGCAAGCAACAAUUCAACAACCUGGACGCCUUUGUGGCUCACAAGCAAAGUGGCUGCCAGCUGACCGGCACGCCCGGGGCCGCCCCCAGCACCGUCCAGUUUGUGUCGGAGGAAACCGUGCCGGCCACCCAGACCCAGACCAGCAGCCGAACCAUCACCUCGGAAACCCAGACCAUCACAGUUUCAGCUCCAGAAUUCGUUUUCGAACACGGCUAUCAAACCUACCUGCCCACGGAAGGCAGUGAGAACCAGACAGCCACCGUCAUCUCCGUUCCUGCCAAAUCUCGCACCAAAAAGCCCGCCGCGCCCCCUGCUCAGAAAAGACUCAACUGUUGCUAUCCAGGUUGUCAAUUCAAGACUGCCUAUGGCAUGAAGGACAUGGAGCGGCAUUUAAAAAUCCACACAGGAGACAGACCCCACAAGUGUGAAGUCUGUGGCAAGUGCUUCAGCCGGAAGGAUAAGCUGAAGACGCACACGCGGUGCCACACCGGGGUCAAGCCUUACAAGUGCAAGACGUGCGACUACGCGGCGGCCGACAGCAGCAGCCUGAAGAAACACAUGCGCAUUCAUUCCGACGAGCGCCCCUUCAAGUGCCAGCUGUGCCCCUAUGCCAGCCGCAACUCCAGCCAGCUCACCGUCCACCUCCGCUCGCACACGGGGGACGCCCCCUUCCAGUGCUGGCUCUGUAGCGCCAAGUUCAAAAUCAGCUCCGACUUGAAAAGGCACAUGCGCGUGCACUCGGGGGAGAAGCCCUUCAAGUGCGAGUUCUGCAAUGUCCGCUGCACCAUGAAGGGGAACCUCAAGUCGCACAUCCGCAUCAAGCACAGCGGGAACAACUUCAAGUGCCCGCACUGCGACUUCGUGGGCGACAGCAAGGCCACGCUGCGGAAGCACAGCCGGGUGCACCAGUCGGAGCACCCCGAGAAGUGCGCCGAGUGCAGCUACUCCUGCUCCAGCAAGGCGGCCCUGCGCGUGCACGAGCGCAUCCACUGCACCGACCGCCCCUUCAAGUGCACCCACUGCAGCUUCGACACCAAGCAGCCCAGCAACCUCAGCAAGCACAUGAAGAAGUUCCACGGCGCCCUGGUCAAGACCGAGGCCCUGGAGAGGAAGGACGCGGCCAGACAGGGCGGCCGCCAGGUGGCCAGGCUGGACGCCAAGAAGACGUUCCACUGUGACAUUUGCGACGCCUCCUUCAUGCGGGAGGAUUCGCUGCGCAGCCACAAGAGGCAACACAGCGAGUACAGCGAGAACAAGACCGCGGACGUGGCCGUGCUGCAGUUCCAGGUGGAGGCUGGCAAGCAGCCCGCGGCCCCAGCCAAUGCCGCCGCCGCCGCCACGCCCCUCGCCCUGGGGCAGCUCCAAGUGCCCCUGCAGCCCAGUCAGGCGCCCCAGUUCAGCGACGGCAGAGUCAAAAUCAUCGUUGGGCACCAGGUACCCCAGUCCAACACCAUCGUCCAGGCCGCCGCCGCCGCCACAGUGAACAUCGUGCCCCCUGCCUUGGUGGCUGAGAGCGCAGAGGACCUCCCUGGAAAUAGCCGGCUGCAGAUCCUGCGCCAGGUCAGUCUGAUCGCCCCUCCUCAGGCCGCGGGGUGCCCGAGCGAGGCGGGAGCCCUGGCGCAGCCCGCCGUCCUGCUGACCACCCACGAGCAGGCGGAGGGCGCCCCGCUGCACCAGACGCUGCUCCCCGCGCCCCCCGGAGGCUCCCCGGAAGGGUCCGCCAGCCAGACUUUCAUCACCGGCUCGGGCAUCACGUGCGCCGAUUUGGAAGGCCUGAACGCGCUGAUCCAAGAGGGGGCCGCGGAGGUGACGGUGGUGAGUGACGGCCAGAACAUCACCGUGGCCACCACGGCGGCCCCCAUCUUCUCCUCCUCGUCCCAGCAAGAACUCCCCAAGCAGACGUACUCCAUCAUCCAGGGGGCCGCCCACCCCGCUCUGCUCUGCCCGGCCGACUCCAUCCCAGACUAGGACUUGAAUAGUGGGAAGGGGCGGGGGGCGGGGAAACAAAGUAGAAUGCUGUCUGAGGUUUGUUUGCUCCGAGUGUUUUUCAGGAAUGCCGCCCCACCCCCAAACAGGUGUCUUUGAUGUUGCCCACUCAUCACGUCCGAGAGCACCUCCCAUGUUGUAAGUGUAGAACAUUGCAAUUGCCACCAAGGUGCAUGUGAGGAGGGGUUGCCUGGAAAUGAAAUUCAGUGAGUGGCCCCGAGACUAUGUUGCUUUCCAAAUCCAUUUCCCAACUCUAAUAAAGGUUCGGUUUGUGUUUUC
Messenger RNA from Echinops telfairi (small Madagascar hedgehog), 2403 nucleotides. RefSeq names its product ZFP64 zinc finger protein (gene ZFP64). Gene Ontology annotation, cellular component: nucleus. Gene Ontology annotation, biological process: regulation of gene expression. Lineage: Eukaryota; Metazoa; Chordata; Mammalia; Afrosoricida; Tenrecidae. Bases 1 to 2106 code for a protein of 701 amino acids. The record is from RefSeq and is a predicted model, not a curated record. The transcript is spliced from 6 exons.